This is a messenger RNA of Talaromyces stipitatus ATCC 10500, 1329 nucleotides long. RefSeq names its product polyketide synthase, putative. The record is from RefSeq and is a predicted model, not a curated record. The transcript has 4 exons. Lineage: Eukaryota; Fungi; Ascomycota; Eurotiomycetes; Eurotiales; Trichocomaceae. Gene Ontology annotation, molecular function: fatty acid synthase activity. The coding region runs from base 1 to 1329 and encodes 442 amino acids. Gene Ontology annotation, biological process: fatty acid biosynthetic process; secondary metabolite biosynthetic process.
AUGCUAGGUAAGCAUCUAUUACCUUGCUUAGUGAAGCACCAGCCUGUAUCCACUCUUCCUCUAACUUUGCUACAACUGUUUGACAGGGAUCCCCUAAAGAGGCAUCUUCAGUGGCAUACCAUGGGUUCACAACUUGUCAAAUAUUGUGUGUUCCAAGCUGCUAUUAGAUUCUUGGACUGUGCCCUAGCACCUUUAUCCACACAAGACUUUUGCCAAACUGCUGAGAUCUCGCAAACAGUAUGCACAGCCAUCCAAAUUGGUCUAGUUGAUCUUCUUGCUUCGUGGUCUAUCCGGCCCUCUGGUGUAGUGGAACAUUCUUCUGGGGAGAUGGCUGCAGCAUAUGCGGCAGGAUGUAUUACUGCAGCUGAAGCUAUAACUAUAGCUUACUUUCGCGGUCAAGCUGUUGGUAAGAACAAGAAGAAAGGUGCUAUGCUAGCAGUUGGCUUGGGCAUCAAUGAGAUAUGCAACUACCUCAAGCUGGAGCACUUCGAAGACAAAGUUGUAGUCGCGGCUAUUAACUCACCGGAGAACAUCACGCUAUCUGGUGAGGUAGAAACAAUCACAGAGUCUAUGACAAUUCUCACCAAAGAUGGCAUAUUUAAUCGAUUGCUCAACACAGGAGGAAAUGCAUACCACUCACAUCAUAUGAUUGCAUUGGGCUCUACCUAUAUCAAUAUACUUGCCAACGGGCUUACACAUAUGAUGCAACUUGGUUUGAGUGACAAUAAAAAACGGUACGCUCGAAUUCCAUGGGUCUCCUCUGUCACUCCAGACAAGGGUCUAUCUGGAUUUGAUGUUACAACGGGAUAUUGGAAAGCGAAUCUUGAGUCUCCCGUUUGUUUCUCCGAGGCUGUAUCGAUCUUAGUCGGUUCAGAACAUAAUACGGUUGAUGUUUUAAUCGAAAUCGGGCCCCAUGGUGCCUUGAAGACCCCUCUGAACCGAAUAUUGACAAGCUUAGGGCAAUCUAUCCUGUAUGCGCCAUCAUUGAUAAAGAACGAAGACAGCAGAGUUUCAAUACUACGGCUUGCUGGUACUCUCUUUUGCCGUAAUGCCAAAGUCGAUUUAGUAUCAGUCAACGCAGUUGACCAGCCCCUGGUGACUGGUUUACAGGUUGUGCAUGGUUGCACCACUAUCGAUCUGCCGCCGUAUCAAUACACCUACGGGCCCAUAUCUUAUACCAAUAAGUCGAAAGAGCAGAAUACUAUUGAGUGGAGUCUAACAAUCUAUCACUUUAAGAUCCAUCUGUAUAGAUGGAAGGAGAUGCGGCGCUAUCUGGAAAGAUGGAUAAAACAGAGCAGCCCAUAUCAGACUGCCGAUUAUAUGGACUAA